Molecule: messenger RNA, 2238 nt
Organism: Bradysia coprophila
Lineage: Eukaryota; Metazoa; Arthropoda; Insecta; Diptera; Sciaridae
Gene: SmydA-5
Product: SET and MYND domain containing, arthropod-specific, member 5
Molecular function (GO): protein binding
Source: RefSeq, a predicted model, not a curated record
CUCAAACACACAUCAUGAUUCGUGAAUGGAAAAUUUACAGUCUUAUUUUCGACAGAGAAAAUGCGAGAUCCCACCUUUAAAAUUUUCAUUUUAGUCAGUCGAAAAAUAAGAUCCCGUUCGUUACAUUAAAUGUGAAUACUCUUCUCGCAGACAAGUACAAGUGAAAAUAUUGUCACCUUAAUAGCCGAUUUGGUCACAUAUUUUAAGAUUGAAAACGAAAAUUCAAUGGAAACGAACGGAAAAUGUGCAGUAUGCGAUGCUGAAUGCAGUUUAAAGUGCACUGCAUGUAAAUGUGUUUCGUAUUGUGGCAUUGAACAUCAGAAAAAGGAUUGGAAAACUCAUAAAUUGGAAUGUCGCCCAUUGGAAAUAGCACAUUCCGAUCAAUUAGGUCGUUAUGUACGUGCAUCUCGCGAUAUUAAGGCCAAGAGUGUUAUAUUUAGUGAAGCGCCAUUAAUAGCUGGUCCAAAAUGGUGCAUGGACGAUUAUGAGAGACAGGAGCCGAUUUUCCCAUGUGUCGGAUGCUUUAAGCCAGUUAGAAUCGAUCAGUUGGGAUGUCCUAGAUGCAACUGGCCGGUGUGUUCUACGACUUGCGAAGGACUGGAAAAUCCACAAUUUCAUGGAUUAGAAUGUGCGGUAUUACGAACUGGUAAACAGAUCCAGGAUAAAAGCAACAUUAAGUUAUUGCUUGAUUACUAUCGCAGCGAAGCACUGCUGACUCUCCGUUGCGUUCUGCUUCAGUUGAAGUAUCCACAGAAAUGGAAACAACUUCUCGAGCUGGAGAGUCACGAUGACGAUCGAAAGGGAACAAAAUAUUUUGAAGAAGCAGAGCAACGCAUCGUGUCGUACUUAAAAACCAAUUUUCUGGACAAAAUAAAUGCUGAGUCGGUUAAGGCUCAAGGAAAAAAUUUAAUUCCAAACUGUGAAUCGAAGGACUUACAUCGACUAUGUGGCAUUAUGGAAGUGAAUGCGUUGAAUGUUAAUCUGCCCACUGGCAUGGAAAUUUGUGCUUUGUAUCCUACCGCGUGUCUAUUGGAACAUUCAUGCAUGCCGAACUGUUUCUAUACCUUCGACUUUACGAAGCAUUACAAGAUAACCAUGAUUGCUGGACGGGACAUUAAAAAGGGUGAAAAUCUGUCCAUUAUGUACACGCACAUGCUGUGGGGAACUCAAAUGCGCCACGAACACUUGAUGACGAACAAAUAUUUUGUGUGUAAAUGUCCACGGUGUGCCGAUCCGACUGAACUGGGCACAUUCAUCAGUGCAUUGAAAUGUAUCGGUCCGGAAGAGGACAUCGCUUGCGGAGGAACAUUGCUGCCCACCGAUCCACAUGAUGAAGCUACCGAAUGGUUUUGUGAUCGAUGCCCUGUACGAAUUGCCAACGAUCAAGUGAAAUUUUUACUAUCAAACAUCGAAGAGGAGGUCGAUGCUUUGAUGUUGGAACGGGAAACGACAGUAAAACAGUUGGAGGAAUUGAUUGAAAAGCUGAAACAGUUCUUGCAUCCAAAUCACUUUCACAUCUUCUCGUUGAAACAUUCGUUGAUUCAACGAUAUGGCACUCAAACGGACUAUUUAUUGGCUGACCUAUCUGAAGAGCUGCUCAAGCGAAAAAUCGACAUGUGUAACGAGUUGUUGAGUAUUGUUGAUGUUAUUGAUCCACAUGCGAUUCGAUUGUCACUCUAUACGGGCAUCGUAUUGUAUGAACUGCAAUUAGCAACAGUAGAACUUGAGAAAAGGAGGAUUAAAGCAGCGAAGGAAAACAACGAACCAUACGAUUAUGAGGAGUUAUACAAUGCUGAAGGCUAUUUGCGGCGAGCUAAAAUUGUUCUGGAGAAUAACGUGGACAUACCACAGGGGAAAAAGUUUAUUGAAGCAGUGGUCAAAUCUUCAGAGAAUUUAGAGGCUCUUUUUGAACAAAUAAAAUUGUAAAUUAAAGAAGGGAAACAGACACGUUAACUUUGUUAACUUCUUUGGAAUUGGAAAGAACAAAGUGUAUGGUGCUUUGGAAGGAACGUUGUAUGAACUCUACUUGAAUCAAUAAAAUUUUAUUUAUUUGUGACGAAGCUAUCUGAAGAUAAGGAAUUGAAACUAUGAGCGUAAAUGACAAUGAGUCCAGGAUCGAUUCAAUUCUUCUACCCUCUUCACGCAAAAAAAAAGUCGUACGGAUAAAACGUACAUUUCGACGAUGAGACCAAUGGUUGAGUUAUCAGUACAAUGUACGAAUAAAACGUAUAUUGGAAA